CCCUAACGAAUCCCUCUCCCUCCCCUUUACCUCCUUAUACUCUCUUGGAAUCUCUCCUUCUCUCACAUCCCGUUCUCUCUUCUUCUUCUUCUCCUCUUCCUCCCCGUGGACUAUAACUUUGUAAUAAUGACGACGGACUCGAUGUCUAUAAAGAACAACCAUCUGCCCCCCUCCCUCCUCACCGCCCUCGGAGGCGGCGGCGUGGACGGCGAAGGAGGCGAGGGCGAUGCCAAGCCCGGAGAGGAGGAGCCCCAGGGCGCCCCCUCCUCCUCCUCCGCGGCCGCCGCCGCCGAGGAGUCAGGGAACGGAUCCAAGAAGCCUGUCGUCCUCGUGACGAACGGCGACGGGAUUGGCUCCCCGGGGCUCGCCGCCCUUGUUGAGGCCCUCAUCCGCUGCGGCCAGUGCGACGUCCACGUUUGCGCCCCCGAAUCGGACAAGUCAGCCUCGGGUCAUGCAGUUACCGUUCGUGAGACCGUCGCCGUGACUUCUGCAGAGUUCCAUGGUGCCACGGCUUUUGAAGUUUCUGGGACUCCUGCUGAUUGUGUCUCCCUGGCUUUGUCAGGCGUGUUGUUUUCUUGGUCCAGGCCAGCAUUGGUCAUCAGCGGUAUCAACAAGGGAUCAAAUUGUGGCCAUCACAUCUUCUACUCUGGUGCUAUUGCUGGAGCUAGAGAGGCCUUACUAUGUGGACUACCUUCUUUCGCAAUCUCAUUGAAUUGGAGGAAGGAUGAAAGCCAAGAAAGUGAUUUCAAGGAUGCAGCUGAAGUUUGUUUACCACUAAUACAUGCAGCCAUUAGGGAUAUUGAAAAGGGACUUUUCCCAAAAAAUUGCUUGCUGAGCAUAGAAAUUCCUACCUCCCCUUCUACAAAUAAGGGCUUCAAGCUGACCAGGCAGAGUCUGUGGAGGUCUUCUCUGAGCUGGCAAUCUGUGUCAGCAAACAGGCAUCCUUCUGCCGGGCAGUUCAUGUCUAUGCAUCAAAGUCUUGGAGUGCAGCUCGCACAGCUUGGCCGAGAUGCCUCUGCAGCAGGAGCAGCUCGUCGCAUUAAUGCUCCAAGGAAGAACGUGGAAAUAGAGUCAGUUGGAGCAGCUGGAAAACCUGAGACUCAACGAGAAGUGGUGAAGAAGUACUUCCGUCUAAAGUUUCUUGAGAAGGAGCAAGAAGAAUUAAACGAAGAUCUUGAUUUUAGGGCUCUGGAAAAUGGCUGUAUUGCUGUAACUCCUUUACAUUUGAAUUUGCGUGAGGGCUCUGAGAUCCAAGCCUCUGCUUCAGAGUGGUUUGCCUCUGUUCCAACGGGAGGUGGAGAGGCUCUUCGAGGCUGACACAGCACAUAUGUUUGACCUGUAUUACUGUUGUAGGUGGUUACUUUGUUUUGACUUCCACGUUGAAGGUGUCACUUUUGUUUCCAACUUGCCCUCAUUCCAUUGUGUUCGUUAAUUGUUCUUUAUAUUCGAAGGAACCCAUGCUCGAUCCGUUCCAUUAAUAUGAUUGGCGGUGGCAUGUGUUCCAAUUGUUGUGUGGGCUUGAUUUGUUUAGAUUGGAGAUGGGCGGCUCUGUGUUACUUAGACCUUCUGGCUUUGCCUGGAAUUUGUUUAUCCCUAACGGAGUUUGCCUAUUUUUCCAAA
Phoenix dactylifera (date palm) is the source of this 1620-nucleotide messenger RNA. RefSeq lists its product as uncharacterized. NCBI's taxonomy places the organism in Eukaryota, Viridiplantae, Streptophyta, Magnoliopsida, Arecales, Arecaceae. Gene Ontology annotation, molecular function: nucleotidase activity. The record is from RefSeq and is a predicted model, not a curated record.